AUGCACAUCGGUCAUUCGACAAACAACAAAAUGGCCGCCCGUGCGAAGAAGAGGUUGGCAGUGAUUUCUGACCACCUUAACUCUUGUAGAUUACAUUCUGCACUUCCAGAAAUAUCAUUUGCAGAUGCAAAAGAGCUCGAUACCGAACGUUUAGUUCUACAAAAUGAUCUUCUGACCCAGGAACAAGUCGAUUUCUACAACACAAAUGGCUACCUUGUCGUGCGGAGCCUUGUACCUCAAGAGCUGUUAAACAAGUAUUACGAUCGUUUUAGGCAAAUAUGUAAUGGUGUUGUCAAAGUACCCGGUAUAACAGUGAUGAGGGAUGUCACCUACGCGAAAGCUAACCGUUCACGUGACGAGAGAACCGUAAAUAAACUUCAAAAUUUUGAACAGGAUGAGGUCCUUUUCAGUUAUUGUGAGCUGCCCCAGAUUUUAAAGUACGUGGCGUGUUUUACUGGUCCAGAUAUCAAAUCUGUGCACAGCAUGCUAAUAAACAAACCGCCUGAUCCUGGUACUCUGACAUCUCGCCAUCCUUUGCAUCAGGAUUUGCAUUAUUUUCCUUUCCGUCCAGCCAAUCGGAUGGUGUGUUCUUGGACAGCAAUGGAGAAAGUGGACAAGAAAAAUGGUUGCUUGGUAGUCAUUCCAGGCACCCACUACACUCCACUCCUGCCACACCAGUAUCCAAAAUGGGAGGUAAGUCAAGCAGCACAAAAUUGUUUUUGAGACCCUCACCCUGUAUCUCAGGGUCGUUGAUAAGUAUGAAGCAAGGAGAGAAAAUGCAAAAAAUUGUGGCUAAAUACGUAUAUGAUCGCUUUCGUGAAAGAGAUAGACGCGUUAAAUAUAACCUUGUUUAAUAGUUGUAUAAAUUUUACAAACGUACACCUCUGUAAUUAUUGCACGAAAAUCUUUGUUAUCGUUGUAAACACAUGUGUCUGUAGGUGCUCUGUUGAUAAUAAAGCACUUAUCCUAUCCUAUCCUAUCCUAACCGUCUCUUCCCCCCCCCCCCCCUUAUCUGAAUCUGGAGGUCUGGAUUCAGCACUGUGAGAGGAUCUAUGGGGGACUAAUACCUCUGUCUUUGAGACUCAAGCAAAGGCUUCUCGGUCAGGCAGACAAAGAAAUAAUAUCUCAUCCUCUGGCACCCAACAAGCAGAGUGCAUUCACAUGAGCUAGCUAACAUACCCCAAAGUGAUUGCUAGGGAUUCAGGACGUGAUGGCAGGGACCUGAGUACAGUGAUGGUGAAUCAUGAAUAAAUCUCCAUGAAUGCCAACCUCUGGUGGUGGAAGGAUGAUGAUGAUGAUGAUGGUGACAUGGCUAAUGUGGCCGCAAUGUAAUGUUAGUUAUGUUACUUUUGGCUGCUUCAAUUAGCUAUGCAGCAACAUGACUUUAUACUUUCCAAUACCAAUAACAUGGCCGUUAGCCGAACUAUUUCAAAAACAGUCUAAAUAGGUGCCAGAAUCUUGUUCCAUGUCUCAAAUUAAUGAUUUUCUACCUUAUACCAGUUUACAUGUAGUUGGAAGCCAGAAAUUCAUCAGUCUGAUACAAAGCACUUUUAUGAAAUGUAAAAAAAUUCCCUUUGUCAGGGUGGAGUAAAUAGCGGAUACCAUGGCAUUAAGGAUUAUAACCCUACUCAACCAUUGUUGCACUUGGAGAUGAAUGCAGGAGAUACAGUGUUUUUCCAUCCCCUGCUUAUUCAUGGAUCAGGGAGUAACCAAACAAAAGGAUUCAGAAAGGUAAGGUACAUGCAUAUAUCAUACCUACAACUUUAGGCCAUAACCCUUUCUCCCUUUGAUUAGUAUUUUAAUGAUAUUAAAAAAAGAGAGAUAAAAUCAGAAUAACUUUUUAAUCGCUGGAUAAACUCCUAUUUAUUUGUGUUACUUAUUAGCUGAGCAGGGGUUUGUAUCAAAAGUUAAUUCUUUGGUAAACCCAGCAUGCAAAAAAAGCAGUGUCCAAUAGUCCAGGGCUAGUGAAUUCAAAAUACAGAGGCAAGAUUCUUCUGUAAUCAAUCCUGCUCGUCAAAUUUUUUAGGGAACUAGUUGAAAUGACUUUUGGGCUAGUACAUGCCCAACCCAGUUUAAAUUUGUAUUGGAGUUUACAGAGGAGUACGUGGGACUCAAAUACCACCUAUUGAUUGGUUACGUUAAUAAAUAAUUGAUGAAUUUUACAAGAUAAGAAUCGGUUACUGUAUUAGGCUAUCUCAGGUCACUAUGCCAGUUCCCACUGCUACUAUAUUGAUGUCAAGGGAACAUCACAGGAGAGCCUUGAAAAUGAAAUUGUAGAGAUGGCAGAAAAGAAAUUGGGGAAAGAUGUGCAAUUUACUUUCCAGGUAUGCAAGAUAAAAUGCCAUUGUAUGAUAACGUACUACAUAGACCUCUUUCAUAAUGGCAGCCUAUUCAUAUAUUCGUUUUUAGUUAAAUCCAGCUAGUGGUCUAUUAUCAAUGCUGCGUUCUGAUUGGUUGAGCUACUACUAGGCUAUAUGUUAUAGCCCACUAGUAGCGAAAAGUGCCGGCUUCGAAAACCAAAACAAUGGCAGCUGAAUCAUGUUUUGCUAGCUUAAAAGUUGUUUUGUCUCGAUAUUUUUGACCAACUAGCUGGAUUUUACUAAAACAAUUAUUCUUCUCGCCCUCAUGGCCUCUGAGUCAAUAGCCCAUUCGGCCUUCUGCCUCAUGGGCUAUUGACUCACAGUCCAUUCGGGCUCGACGAAUAAUUGUUAAAUAUACAUGUGUGAUAAUUAGCCUCUCUGACCAGACGUUAGCAUGUGCAAAAUACAAAAGAAUUCUUACUUUCAAACAAGGUCAGGGAGACUUAUUAUCAUACAUAUAAAAGAAAAUAUUGAUAGGCUGGCAUUAUGAAAGAAGUCUAUGUUAUUGAGCUUUCAUACAACUCUUAACACCAUGUGUAUUUGUAAAUGAAUGUUGUUGAUCACUGUACAUUGUAAGAUGAUACCUUUCUGUGUAAGGGCAACUGACAAAACAGAUAACCACUUUUUAGUUUGAGGUUUUCCUGUUCGAAAUACUGUAGCAUCGUUCUGUUCCAUAGAGGAGAAUCACCAUCGCAUUUUUUCCUGGUCAUAAAUUAUACAUCUGCUACUGGACUUAGACAACAUUGCUGAAUUUUGAACAUUAUUUAUUUUUUGUGACCUAGUUCAGCCAGCAAUUCAAUUCUCUAAUCUUCACUAAACCAUUGUUUCAAAUCUCUCCUGGCCAGUUGUUCAAGCUCUGUGUGCAAUGCAAAGAACUUACGAGGGCAAAUUGGUAGGGAUGUUUCUCCUGUGAAACGAUCCUAAUGGCUAGGAGUGAGUAGAGACAUCUGUAUUCACAGGCUAGUAGCUAAUUAAAACACACGAUUUGCUUCAUUUUGCCCAUUUGCCAGAGCCUGAGCCAAAUUUAUUAAUUAUUUUAAUAACAGUUAGCUUUUUCAUUUGAUUACUUGUUUAUUAUUAUUUUUAUUUUUCUUUCAGGAUCUUUGGAGGCUUAAAAGUCGACUGGUGCAGGGUAUUGAUGGAUCCCUGUAAAUUUCUGGUAACUCAGUAGUAGCGUAUGCACUGUUCUCUUACUUUGUGUGAGUUGAAAAGGGCACUGAUUUCAAUGUGUAAUAGUUUUGGGUUUUCAAUACUUCCAGUAUUUCAGGUGGUAUAUGGAUGGUUUUUUUUCAAAUCUUGAAUUGUGUUAUUCUCAAAGCCAGGAUGUGGUACUUUUUUGAAUUCUUGGGCUGAGUCUCCAAAACUGCAUUGCAAUACAUGUACCUGCAAUCUUCUUCAUGGCCACAUGUAACCACAGUACUGAUCUAAAUGAAGAUAUGACCAUCGUAGUGGUAAUCACAUCUAUAUAAUUUAAUCAUUGCCAAUUAAACCCAAAAAGUUAGAGGGUUUCAAUGGGAUUUGGACCCAUGCCUUCUGCCUUAGCGCUGCUGUGCUUUACCAAUUGAGCUAUGGAAAUCUUUACAUUUGGAGCCAGCCAAUUUGUUGACUUCAUCUUAACUUGUCAAACAAGUGAAACAGAUUAAAGAGGAUUAUUAGUAUUUUUUUUAUAAAUUGUAAAGGUCCCAUCUACACAUACAGUAUCUAUUUCAACGAAAAUAGUCGCUGAAAAGCAACUUUUCGAAAACGAUCACUGGAGUGGAAAUAUAGGGGUGUGAGGAUUCAUAGACUUGAAUCCCAUUUUCUAAUUGAUUUAUUUCGUAGGAGUAUUUGAAUAUUUCUGGAACAGGCCUACAUGGUACAACAGUUAAACCAAAUUUUAGAAUCUAAAGGAAAAUCGACGUGUAUACAAAAUAAACUGAUUAAUCGCUCCACCCCACUGGAAGUUAACUUUUGAGAACAAUAAAAGCGGAUAUGUGCAGAAGGGGCCUAAGCUGAGCUACUAACACGAUUACAGUUUCAUGAAUAUAUUACAGGUCAAAAUUAAAUUCGGGUUAAAAUUUGUAACGUAGGUUGAUUUUCAAUUUCCACCUCUCUUGACCCUAAUUCAUGAAUGAUUAGGUUUAGGAAACAUAAGAAGUGGAGAGUCAAAUUAGGUUGGAAAAAUUUUAACCUGAAUUAUAAAAUUUGACCUGUAACAAAUACAUUGGCAAGAGUAUAUUCAAGAAGAAAAAUAAUGUUUAAAAUAAAUUUUCUGUAGUCAUGGACAGGGCUUAAUUUAUAGGUGCUUGCCGACUGACACUUACACAAAUUAAUAUGGCUGCUAUUCAUUAAAUUUAGAAGAAAAAUUGUCAAAUGACAGUGACGCAGCCUGUCAGCAAAUAAUUUAUUAAACAAACUAUGGCGGCUUUCGAAACGAGCUCGUUUAAUCAGUGAAAUUAAAAUACCACAUUGAAACAAUGUAUAAAAACUGUAAAUUUAUUUUAAAGAUAAUGAGUCGUGAUGGUGGUUAUCAGUUAUCAUUGCGUUAAAAAAUACUUAGCAAAAUAAAAAAUAUAUAGCAGCAAAUGCUGAACGUCCUUUUUUAAAAUAUUCAAGAGCUGAGGGGACAUAUUUGUAGAUUUGUGGUCCUGAGUUUAAACAAACUGAAAUCACAAGAAAAAGUUUGAUGCUUUCACUUAAAAUCUUUUUGAAGUAGAUAGCAGAUCUUUUUUAUAUAAGUCAAGUGAGGCACUAGCACUAGAGAAUAUCAUAUUAGAAAAUGCUGAUUUUGUUUAUCAUUAUUAGACGUGUAUUUUUUAGCUUUGAGGUAUCCUCAAAGUCAGCCAUGCCAAGAGACGCUAGAACGCUAGGGCGGCCGGCAAGGCAGCCUAAUAAAGAUUAUGGAU
Messenger RNA from Porites lobata, 5245 nucleotides. Lineage: Eukaryota; Metazoa; Cnidaria; Anthozoa; Scleractinia; Poritidae. The record is from the annotation of a GenBank genome assembly.